Molecule: messenger RNA, 1683 nt
Organism: Cladophialophora yegresii CBS 114405
Lineage: Eukaryota; Fungi; Ascomycota; Eurotiomycetes; Chaetothyriales; Herpotrichiellaceae
Exons: 5
Coding region: 1-1683 (560 amino acids)
Biological process (GO): amino acid transmembrane transport
Cellular component (GO): membrane
Molecular function (GO): amino acid transmembrane transporter activity
Source: RefSeq, a predicted model, not a curated record
AUGAUCGCUUUCUCGUGUGUCAUUGGCAUAGGCCUCUUCCUCCAGAAUGGUAGAAUCAUAAACCUUGCUGGGCCUGGAAUGGCAUGGCUAGCGUAUCCCCUGAUGGGAUCGAUUGUAUGGUCGGUUCAAGCAGCUCUUGGCGAGAUGACCGCUCUUUUUCCCGUCCCGGGCGCGCUGUUUGAAUUGCCGUGUCGUUUCUUGGACCAGUCGAUAGGAUAUGCCGUGGGGUGGAUGUCCUGGUUUGCCUGGGUUGUUAUCAUCGCGGCUGAAUUGCAAGGAGUCGCUGGUUUGUUCCAAUUCGGCUUCAGCCCAGCAGACCUUCAAAGAUUGGGCUAUCCGAAGCCGUCGCUGAAAUGGUCGACAAGUGAAGUCAACCCUGCGGUCUGGAUCUCCAUUUUCCUCCUCCUCACACUCGCUGUCAACCUCGUUCGAGUGCGGUGGUUUGGUGAAAUCGAAUACUGGAUCGGCUUCAUGAAGAUGGUGUUCAUCGUUGGGUUGAUACUGUUCAACAUUGGUAUCAAUAUCGAGACCGGAACCCACUUUCGCUUCUACAACGACCCAUGGGGGUUCGUUUCGCGUGCCUGGACCACACCAAGCGGUGCUGUGGAGACCGGAGGCUGGGGACGUCUUGCAGGUGUUUGGUCUGCCAUGACGUUGACCAUAUUCUCGAUGAUCGGAUUCGAAGCGGUUACAGUCACCGCCGCAGAAAACCGAGAGCUGCGCACGUUUGAAGGCGUCAAGAUUUCCAGCCGCAAGAUUGCCAUGAGGAUCAUUCUGCUUUACAGCCUGGCGACCUUCACUGUCGGGCUCAACGUCCCCUAUGACGAGCCCCUUUUGGUCAACCGGGAAAUCUCGGCCUUGGAUAAUGGCACUCACUCAGCUUUCGUGCUGGCAGCGAUACGAGCAGGGAAGACGUUCUGGCCGAGAUUCUUCAACGGGUUCUUCAUUCUCUCAGCCACAUCCUCGGGCAUCAACUCGCUGUACCUGUCAUCGCGCAUUCUGCAUGCGCUGGCGCUCUCCGAGCAGGCGUGGCCCAGAUUUCUUCGAAAGUUUCAGGGGCGAUUGCAGGAGACAGGGUCCCAAGGCGUUCCACGCAAUGCCGUGUUACUAAGCUGGCUCUUCGGGUUUCUUGGAUAUCUGGCCGCGGGCAAAACACCAUCCCACCAACUGGGCCGGCUGGCCCUCAACUCGACGGUUUCGAUGCUUGUUGUGUACGCGGUGAUCUGUGUGACGUUUCUCAGAUUCAAAGGCUUCGCAUCCCGCAUCCCACGAGCUUCCAUUGAUCCUGGGCAAGACCUUGGAGCAUACUCUAGGAGAAAGACGACCAUCACCUACCCAUAUCGCUCGAACGGGCAGCCAUUGCGGACGUGCUAUGCCCUCUUCGGCUGCACGGUGUUGAUACUCUUCAAUGGCUGGCGCUCGGUCUCUCCGUUCAGUGGCGCGGACUUUGUUGCGUCGUACAUCAGCGUCUUCGUAUUCGUUGCUCUUUGCGUCCUCUAUCGUUGGCAUCUGCAUCGUCAGAUACUCCCUCGUCUGCAGCCAACGUUAUACCUCCGACACCCUGUGAUGGUGGAUGUGACGGAUGAAAAGUAUGGUCGAGACAAGCUUGUGUUUGGAAAGGAGGAUAACUUGUCAGCAAGAAUCGUCAAGACAGGUGAAUGGAUCUGGGUAUGGCUCAAGUGA